This is a messenger RNA of Pseudophryne corroboree (corroboree frog), 2425 nucleotides long. RefSeq names its product UDP-GlcNAc:betaGal beta-1,3-N-acetylglucosaminyltransferase 4 (gene B3GNT4). NCBI's taxonomy places the organism in Eukaryota, Metazoa, Chordata, Amphibia, Anura, Myobatrachidae. The transcript is spliced from 3 exons. Bases 896 to 1993 code for a protein of 365 amino acids. Gene Ontology annotation, molecular function: N-acetyllactosaminide beta-1,3-N-acetylglucosaminyltransferase activity. The record is from RefSeq and is a predicted model, not a curated record. Gene Ontology annotation, cellular component: Golgi membrane.
GGCACACCCCCAAUUCCUAUUAGCAUGCAAGGCAGCUCUCCUGCACGGAGACAUCACAGCAGAGCCAGUGCUUUGUACAGCAUCCGGACUCCUGGGCGCUGCACAGAUUACUAGGAGGAGGAGGCGUGGUGCUGCCUUAUUACCUACCACUAAACGUGGAGUGAAUGCAUUACAAUUGCAGAACGGCCAAACGAUACAGAGCCUGUAAAAUCCUAUACAGAAAACGUUCCUAUGCAUUGACGUGACCGUAGAACUGUCCAAAUACAGCUCUGCCUGUAGAGCCGGUGCUAAGCCCUCGUCGGCUGCUUCCCAUAAGCCGCAGUCGGCGUCAGAGGACUAAUAGCUGUGGCUACAGCUGGCUAUGAAGGUCUGCGUUCUCUCGCCACACGGCCAGCAGCUGAUGGUGACCGCUAUGUAGGAAGCCGGCUGGGGCUAGUAGUGUCACAGGAACGUCUGCAUCACCCACGUGUGGCCGCACAGCAGCAGCAUAACAUCAUGUCCUCUCACCCGAGCGGGCGUCACGCAGCAUGAUGGUGACAGCACUGAUAGGACCGGGGUUACUCUCAUAGCAUCCCGCGCCUUGUGAGCGGCGUUACUCAGACGACUGGCGCCGCCUGGCUCGCAGGCUGGCCAAUGUGGAGAGCCGGUGCACGGAGGAGCUGAGAGGAACAGCUGGCGGCGGCAUUGGCUGCUCAUUGUGGAAGAGGGAUCAUCAGCCCGGCGGCCUCGGAAUGUGCCUGCUGCGGGUCACUGCCGCGGUCUCCACCCGCUAGCUGCUGCCGCCCAGACAAGUGCAGAAAAUCACACUCUUUGCUCAGCAGGACAAGAAAGAGAAGAAAGAAGCAAUGAGUAACAGCCAGUAGGACCUGAGAAAAGUGUAAAUCUUUGCACAGAGAUGAUUCUGCGAGUGCGAAGCCUUGUGCUCUACACAUUGUUUCUGUCACUGUUUGUGCUAUUUAUCUACUUUCACAAAACAAGUAAGUCAACUGUAGACCUUGUUCCCAUUGGAAGAGCAAAAACAGCAAGACAAGAAUUUAGCUUCUGGGCUCCUCCAUUGAAAAGAGCCAUGCGAUGUUCUCCAAAUACUUCCACGCUCAGCACUUUCUCAACCUUUCCUGAACCUCAUCGUUUAUUCUUGAUGUACAAACACUGCAGGAACUUUUCAACUCUACUCAAGCCCAAAGACUGUGAGAAAGACACCUUUUUGUUGUUGGCCAUAAAGUCUCUCCCUAUCCAUAUAGACAGACGGAUUGCAAUAAGGAAUACCUGGGGAAGAAGGCAAGAGUUUAAUGGCAAGAAGAUCAGGCUGGUGUUCCUACUUGGGAAAACAGAAGCCAGCAUACCAGCUCAGUCACUUGAUCAGCUACUUUUUUAUGAACAGAAGGAGUUUAAUGACAUAAUCCAAUGGGAUUUUAUUGACAAUUUUUUUAACCUCACACUUAAGGAGCUCCAUUUCCUGAGAUGGGUCACAAAGGGAUGUUCACACACCAGCUUUAUCCUGAAGGGUGAUGACGAUGUCUUCAUUAAUACGUAUAAUAUUAUGGAAUUUCUAGAUGAAAUGGAUCCCAAGCAUGACCUGUUUGUUGGAGAUGUAAUCAGCAAAGCCAUUCCCAUUAGGAACACAAAAGUAAAAUACUUCAUUCCACAUGAAAUGUACAAUGAGAGCCACUAUCCUUUAUAUGCUGGAGGAGCGGGUUAUUUGAUGUCCAGAAGGACUAUCCACCGUCUGCAUAGCACAGCUGAAGCCACUGAACUGUUCCCUAUUGAUGAUGUGUUUGUAGGAAUGUGCCUUGAAAAGAUGAAUGUAACCCCCCAGUUUCAUGCUGGUUUCAAAACAUUUGGUAUCCGUAAACCAGUUAACCCAUUUGAUCCAUGUUUGUAUAAAGGGCUAAUGGUGGUGCACAAAUUAACCCCUACAGAGAUGUGGAUCAUGUGGACUUUAGUGAAUGAUAAAGGUAUGCACUGUGCACAGUCAGAGACCUUUGCAAAAUAGAAAUGAACAGCUAUACACUCAUAUUUCAUGACUUAAGAAAGGCAAGUGAUGUCCACUGUGUAAUUUGCAGUCUGUUCUACCAAAAGUGCAUAUUUCUAGAGCAAUUAUGGUCUGCUUUUAAGAAAGAAUUGUGGGAGUUGUAGUUCAGCAAGAGAUGGUGUCAGGGGUGGCCCAUCCCUACUUAGAGGUAGCCAGUUAAACCUGCAAAUCUACAUUCUGAUUGGACCACUCUGUUUUGAGCUGGUGAUAUUCCAUAUCGCCCAAGAUGAUGUAACUAAAUGCAAAAGGCAAGUUUACAGGUUGGGCAGUAACAACUGCUUCUAGUUACAUUCAAUGCUGUUCAAUCACUGACCAGUACAUCAGCGUUAGCUGCAAAGUAUCUGUCUUCUAUGUCCAUAACAUGACUGAAUAAAAUCAUCAGAAAAAUACAAA